Messenger RNA from Macadamia integrifolia, 411 nucleotides. Its product is annotated as acidic leucine-rich nuclear phosphoprotein 32 family member E-like. Lineage: Eukaryota; Viridiplantae; Streptophyta; Magnoliopsida; Proteales; Proteaceae. The record is from RefSeq and is a predicted model, not a curated record. Bases 1 to 411 code for a protein of 136 amino acids. The transcript has a single exon.
AUGGAGAAGCUUCGCCAGCGCUACCGCUCAAACAAGAAACAUUCGUCUCUCUCUCUUUGGCCUUACUUCAACCUCAUGGAACGGAUGGAAUUUGGGCCAUUCCCUAUCGGGGUCCUUCCCAUUGCAGCCAUCGAUAUGCAUCGUAACAGAGACGAUGACUAUGAAGACGACGAUGACGGAGAUGAAGACGAUGAUGAUGAUGACGACGACGAAGCUAAUAAAUCUCGAAGCAUCAAUCACAUACUUGGCCGACCACCAAUGACCUCACCGUAUCCUCAGCAGUGGAAUGAUGGUGGUCGUGGCGGUGGAGUAGCAAGGCCUCCUGGGGCUUCUAGGUUUUUAAGGAAUCCGAUGUUUCGCAAGAGAAAAUCUUUCGGAAUGGAUGAAGAGGGAGGGGAGGAGGAAGAGUGA